UCCGCACCAGCACCAGCACUGGAACUAGCACUCGAUAAUACCUACAGUAUUAUCCGCAACUCUAUCCGUUUCACCGUAGUAUUUGCGAAUUAUCGCAUCUUACAUACUCGUAUUCGUACUCGUACUCGUCGCGAAUUUUUUUUCUUUUUCUGUCGUCGCAUUUCGCAUUCCGCAUUCUCAAAUACUCGCGUUUGUUAUUUUUUGUAAUUUUUUAUUUAUCGUUGGCAGAAUCAUUCGUUCCUUCCUGCCUGCCUGCCUGCCUGCCUGCCUGCCUCAAUUCAUCCUACCCCACUGAGAAAAUUGUUCGUUCAUCUUUCGCAUUCUCGGUAGCAGCUUCUCGUCACGGUUCUCAUCUACUCGAUAAUUGCUCGCUGAUUUGACCAAAUACGCGCGCCAACCUACAACCUAUGCGCUGGUUAUUCGCAACUCGCUAUUCGCAAUUCGUACAUGCACGUUUACACAUCAUAUGCGGUCACUGACGCUGACGCUGACGCUGACACUGUGGCAGUGGCUGUGGCUGUGGCUGUCACCUACGAGUAUAAACAUCGUCGCUGUACCAGUAUUUCCAUUUCGCCAUUGAAAAGCGCCGCAGUGGCUACGUUUUCAUCCUUUAGUGCUCGCGCCGUCGAUUCGCAUUCGCAUUCGCAUUCGCAUUCGCAUUCGCGUCCAAAUCUCGACGGUAUUUUUGUAAUCGUUUUCAACCACCACCUCGACCGCCGCCGCCGCCGCCGUACCAAAUGGUGCUGUGUUGAAAAUGUUGAGGAAAAUUCGCGCGGCCGAGCGGUGGCGUCGUAAAUCGACGACGGACAUGCGUAUGAUCGCUGCAAACGCGUACACAGACGCACACGCACACGUACACGCACACGCAAGCGAACGUGCAGACUCAGACUCGGACGCGAACCGCGACCAGAAUCGUCCGUACUGCCGACAUCCGCAUUUGCAACUGCAACUGCAGCAACCGCUUCGGGGCCAGGGCCAGGGCCAGGGCCAGCGCCAGCACCUACGAGUAACUCGAAUCCUGAACCAAAAUCAACGGUAUCGUCGAUACCACCGCCGGCUGGCCCUCGAGCAACAGCAUCAACGUCAGUGUCGCCUGCAGCACAGUCGCCGCCGUCGUCGUCGUGAUCAGUACACCACGACGAGUUGGCUGACGGCCAAUUGUGACUGCGCCGCUGCCGCCACCACCACCACCACCGCUAUUGUCUUCUCCACCGUCUCUUCUUCAUCUUCCUUUUCCUCCGGCUCCGGCUCUGACUCCGGGUCCAUCUGCUCAACAUCGUCGUUGCCUUAUUUUUGCUCAUCUUCGUCGUACCGCUGCUCAGCCUCGCCUUGCAGCGCGAGUGUGCUCGUUCGUUGCGCGUCGUAAUCCUAAUCCUAAUCCUAAUCGUAAUCCUAAUCGUAAUCGUAUUCGCAAUUGCGAUCGAGAUCGAGGUCGAGAUCACGCGGCGCGACACUACGUAUAACCAAACGAACGAUAUGAGCGCGCGCAGAUUAUGAUAUUGAUACGAAAAUUCGCCAGAAUUUAUUCUUAUUUUCCUCACAUAAUUCUCAUGCUAAUGUUUCGCUUACUACUGUACGGAGAGCAGCAGCAGCAACAGCACCUUUACGUCGACGCGACUAAAAUUGCGACGACCGUACAUUCGCCUUCGCCUUCGCCUUCGGCUUCGUCUUCGUAUUCGCCUUUGUCGGCGCAUACGCGGCACACGACCCCAGUUACCGCUACCGCUACCGCUACCGCUACCAGUCGUGGAAAUACCAGUCACAUUGUCUACUCGCAUAAUGCCUACGUCGGGGCGAGCAUAGCCGGUGGCACUGGCACUGGCGCUGGCGCCGGCGGCGAACGUGUCGUCAGCCGAACAGGCAGAGGCAGCGGCAGUGACGACGGCGGCGGCGACGGCGGCGACGGCGACGACAACGGCAACGUUGCGGAAAUAUUUAUCGCCGUCAUUUACCCAAAGUCGAAAGAAACUGUUUACAGUCGCGUCAUCAAGCAGACGGUGGCGUCUCUGUCGCAAGACUUCACAUCGGCGACUAGUCUUCGAGUGGUGCCGCACUACACGGCCAUCGCCGACACCGAAGGCUACAACAUUCGAGAAGUGCAACAAGUGUGCGAAGCUUGGAACCACAAGCCCAUUAUCGCCGCCGUCGUAUUCAGCACAUUCAAAUCCGGAUUCGGACACGUUUUGACCUCGCUGCACAACAACAUACCGGUACUGUGGGCGACCGGCGAAAUACAAGCCGGCUACUUCGAAAGGGUGCCGCUGAGUCGUUUCGACGUGCGCCUGGAUCCGAGCUCGUACGAGGUGCUCAGAUCGCUGCGAUCGUUCUUGUUGGCGACGCACUGGCACGCCUUCACCGUCAUGCACACGACCACGUUGCUCGCCAGCCAAGCCUACCAAGACAUCAUCAGUCAGCCACCGCUGCUGCCCACCGUAUUGCAGUUCAGACCAGACUCGACAUCUUACUACAUUUUUCGCUUACUGUCGGAUGUGUCGAAAUCGACGAAAGGCGUUAUCGUUCUGAUAUGCGAAGGCGCAGACGCUAAACGCGUUAUCGAAGAGAGCAAAAAGCUCAACAUGGUGAACGGCGAUUUCGUGUGGCUGUGGAUCGAUACCAGCGCCAUGCUAAUCAAGGAUAAAACCAUCAAAUUGGAGAAAGUUUCCAAAGAAAUCCAUUUCAUAGUGGAGACGCGCAAAGUUAGACACGCGUCCGCCGUCGUAUCCGCCGACGCCGACGCCGAUACAACUGCAGCAGCGAUGGCGGCGUCAAUGGCGACCACAGCCACGACCACCGCCGCCAGCAAGCAUGCCAAUAGCGUCGGUACGCCGCCACUAGAAGCCGACCAUCACCCAAACGGCGGCGGCGGCGGCAGCGGCAGCAGCAGCAUCCAAAAUGGCGCCGCUCGUGCUGCCGACAGUAAAAUACGCGUUACGGCGGCGGCGGUGAUGAACGAAGCGACUCGUAGCGGGUUCGGCUCGAGGCCGGCUGCGUCUACCGCAGCCGCAACCGCAGCCGCAGCUGCAGCGGACACGUCUUACCCAUACCAAAAUAAGACUGAUAACAAAAACAAACGACGACUAACGUACAAAUAUCAUUACAAUACCGUCGUCGAUAGUAACGACGUGUAUACGCGCCGUCGUUAUCACGAUCGCCACGACAACGAUAACGAUAUGAAUAAUUCAAUUGGUAGCCACGACGGCGGCGUUCGAAGCGACAGCGACAGCGGCAGCGGCAACGGCAACGGACAACGGGAUGCGAAUGGCUACGGCCAGUACUACACUUUCGAAAGCGACGGCAAAGUGUCGCAUAAUGCCAGCUUAUUCGCCGCCAAUAGCAUCAUCGCGCCCAUUUCCAACGUCUACAAACGGGAUGGCGAAGCGGCAGUGGCGGCGGCCGCUGCGGCCGCAGCCGCCGCCGCCGCUGCGUCCUUCAAUACUUUAAUGAAACAUCAUUUUUCGUUGUAUCGCAAGAAAGGCAGGAGAAUGGCAAGCGCAACCGCAACCGCAAUGGCCAACAAAAACUCGAUCAGCAACGCUAGCACCGGUGCAACGGUAUCUGCAGCGACGUUGGCGGCGGUGGCGACGGCGACGGCGACGACGGCUGCUGCUACCACCACCACCACCACCACUACCACUACAUCCAAUAGCGACGGCGAUCGACAAUCGCCAACCACAUCCGUGUCUUUAUCCGCCAAUGCUAACCGAUACAACGAGGACGCGGCGGCGGCGGCGGCGGCGGCGGCGGCGUUGUUUCUAUCUGUGAUAAAACCAAACGGCGGCAGCGACAGCGACAACCACCGCAAGUACCAGACAAACAGUUGGAAACAUUGGUCGACGUCGCCGACGUCGGUGUCAGCGUCAGCGUCCGGGCCUCAUUUGAUGGACCGUCAGAAUCGCAGUCGUUACUCGCGCUAUCCGACCAAAGACAACAACGAGCGAGGGCAUCUUUUUCGUAACUCUUCGACACGGCGUAAAAUCAAACGGGACGAAAAGUACUCGACGAGCGGAUCGGUGCCAUUCGAAGCUGAUAAAGUUGCCGCUUUAAAGCGACCAUCGAACGAUCCUAAAUCACCGCUACCGCCACCGCAGCAGCAGCAGCAGCAGCAGCAGCAGCAAUGGUACCAUCAUCACCACCGGCAGCACUCGGCGUCGUCGCAAUUAUCGUCUUCACCCGCACCGUCGUCUGUAUCGGCGUCUUCGCAACAACGAUACAAAUUCUCCAUUUCCGGCGCUCAAUUAUUGUCAUCGUCCGUCGAGCAACAUCAAUUGCCAGAUAGCGGCAGCGGUGACCCUCGCGUCGACGUGGUCAAACGCACAGCCGUCCAUUUCUCGCCGCAGCUGCAGCCGCCGUCACCGUCGUCGCAAACCUCGCACGACGAGUACCAUUCGCACUCGAACGCGGAGGCGGACUCGGCCACUUCGUCGCACCACUUGGACGUGCCCAUCUUCCUGGACAACAACUGGACGCAACCGGUGGGGUUGAAAAAUAAAAGCGUGCCCGAAAUGCCGGUCGGCAUACUGUCGUUGCAACUCGUGCCCUCCAAAGUGGACAAAAACUACGUGAAAAGCGCUUUAAAGUUGCUGAUCGGCACCAUGAAACAGGUCAUCGUGCAGUACGGCGACGCCAAGCUGUCCAAAUUGUUGGAUUUGCCCAGAAUAUCGUGUUUCGACUUUUUUCCAGUUGCGCACGGUCCUAAUUCCAUCAUGGAAGAAUUGACACGCAAUUUGAAACGAUCGGUACGCGAAGCGAUGGCCGGCCGAUUUAAAUUCAACGACGGCCACUCGGCGGCAGCCGCCGCUGCCGCAGCCGACGAAACGUUCAACUCGAGUUUGGCGGCCAAAUUCAAGAUUUUGAAUUUAGUUCCCGACGAUAACAGAUCGGAAAACAAGACGGCGUUAGAGUCGCGAAAAUGGCGAACCAUCGGACACAUGUUGGGUGAGGACACUGUUCAUUUGGAGACGAUAGUGUGGCCUGGCGGAGACAUUGUACCCGUGUCCACCGGCAGAGGCUCCAGAAGCAUUUUCCGAAUAGUUACCGCCUUUUCUCCGCCAUUCGUCAUGAUUGGUGAGCUCGAUGAAGAUGGACAAUGCCUUCGUGGUAUCGAAUGUCACCAGUUUCUCACUUCGGACAAGGAUAAUUUAACGCUUUUGUUCAAUGAAAUGGAAAGAACUGAAGAAGAAGACGAAGUGAACCUGUUGGAUCGGUUGCAGUUGGAGAAAAGACACAUGUGGGGUGACAUGGAUAUACGGCAGCAUCAUCCCGGGCAUAAAUUCAAAACGAAUUGCUGUUACGGCUUGUCGAUGGACCUGCUGGAAAAUGUAGCCGAAGAGUUGGAGUUUGACUUUCAACUUUACAUCGUGGCAGACGGUCUUUUCGGCACAAAAACCAUUUCGGAGAGCGGAGAACAGAAAUGGAACGGCAUAAUGGGCGAUUUAGUCUCCGGAGCGGCGCACCUAUCUUUUUCGGCGCUAAGCGUCAGCAGCUCCCGGGCUCAAGCUAUCGACUUCUCAGCUCCUUACUUCUUCAGCGGAGUAUCGUUUCUGGCGGCGCCAAAAGAAAGCACCGACAUACCUCUACUAGCUUUCCUGUUGCCAUUCAGCUCCAAUCUGUGGAUCGCCAUAUUCACGUCUUUACACGUAACAGCAGCCGCCGUCGCCAUCUACGAGUGGUUAAGCCCUUUCGGUUUGAACCCGUGGGGCAGACAAAGGAGCAAAAAUUUCGGGGUAGCUUCGGCACUUUGGGUGAUGUGGGGAUUGUUGUGCGGCCAUCUGGUACAGUUCAAAGCUCCAAAAUCUUGGCCCAACAAAUUUCUAAUCAACGUUUGGGGAGGUUUCAGCGUCAUAUUUAUCGCCAGCUACACCGCCAACAUAGCCGCCUUGAUCGCCGGCUUAUUUUUUCAUACCGCUGUCGGCGAUCAUCACGAUAGAAGCCUUUUGACGCAGCGAGUUGGAGCGCCGAAAGCUUCAGCCGCCGAAUACUACGUGCGAAGUACCAAUCAAAUAUUAUGGGACCAUAUGCAACGAUACUCUGUCAUUUCAGUCGCCGAAGGAGUUCAGUUGUUGAAAAAUGGCAGCUUGGACAUAUUGAUAGCGGAUACGCCGAUACUGGACUAUUAUCGGGCUACAGACCACGGUUGCAAGUUACAAAGAAUUGGCGAUACCAUCAACGAAGACACGUACGCUAUCGGAAUGACCAAAGGAUUUCCACUCAAGGAUAGUAUUUCGUCGGUUGUAGCCAAAUAUUCCAGCAACGGCUACAUGGAUAUUUUGCAAGAAAAAUGGUACGGAGGAUUGCCGUGCUUCAAGCUGGCUACAGAUAUGGCGCAGCCCAGGCCUCUCGGUGUUGCCGCUGUUGCCGGCGUCUUCCUGAUGUUGGGAUGCGGCGUUGUUGUCGGCUGUUUGAUUCUAUUCUCGGAGCAUAUGUUCUACAAGUACACGUUGCCAUCUUUGAGGAAAAAACCAAAAAGUUCCAUGUGGAAAAGUCGCAACGUUAUGUUUUUUAGCCAGAAACUGUACAGAUUUAUCAAUUGCGUGGAACUAGUUUCACCUCACCACGCCGCCAGAGAAUUGGUGCAUACUUUGAGACAGGGUCAGAUAACCAGUCUGUUUCAAAAAAGCGUUCGAAGAGUAAGUAGCCGCGCCCUCCAGGCUAAGGUAGCCUGUAGUACUCGUUGGCCUUACUUACGGCGCGGCUCCUGCGAAUAUUUGUAUGUGUCGCUGCUGAUCUUGAUUACGAGUAACAUACGAAAAGAACACGAGCAACGACAACAACAACAAAAGAGUAAAGCGCAAUUUUUCGAAAUGAUUCAAGAGAUCAGAAGGGUUCAGCAAGAAGAACGUAAAGAUGGCGACAGCGGCGGCGGCGGUGGUGGUGGCAGAAUCCGAGCUGGCAAAAUAAGUCCUAAGAAGAAAUAUUACGCUAAUAAAAAUGCGCCGCAAAUAUUACUCAGCCCUACCGGACUGCUGAAGCAUCGCAAUCGAUUGUCACCCGCCAGAUUGGAUUUCGCGAGACGUUUAAGCAAGGACGUGUUCAGAUCGAAGAGUUCGGGAAACUUGGACGUGAGAAGAAUUAGUUCCGAUAUCAACGUGGCGGCCGGAAGAUUUUUCGAUUUUUACAGCGCACAAGCGAUCGGUCGCCGAUUGAGUCACGGCAGCGGCACCGCGUCCGCCGCUGGCGCCAACGUCACCGCCACCGCCGCCGCCGAUGCCGACAACAGUCCACCAGACUUGAAUGCCAGAAGAGCUAGUCAAUAUUUCAGGCCGGCGGACGAUAAUGUCUUUUUCGCCGCCACCGCCACCGCCACCUCGCACACCGCCAACCCAUCCCCAACUGGUUCCGACGUGCCAGCGGGAAUGACGGCCGACGCGUUUGCGCAACGCAAAACCAUCGCGUCCAGUCCUUCGGACAGCAAUUUGGUGGGCUUUAAAAGUCCCAAGAGUCCUACUUCGGUGUACUCGUCGUCGUCGCCCACCGCCACCGCCACCGCCAAUAAUAUCCUUUCACCGAGUAGCCGCGCUUCCAACUCGUUUUUCUCACGCGACAUCGGACCGGUGGCGGCUAGAAAAUUCAGCAACGUCGACUCGUCCUCAUUCCGAGGAGGUUUGAAAAAUAAAACGCCGCAGGCGCCGCCUAAAGUUACCAUCAACAAUCGAGAAUUUUUCGGAUACGACGAUGGAGCGUCGCCGGAACACGUCGAUUUCGCGGACUCCGGCGCUGAUGGUGAUGGCGACGGCGACGGCGACGGCGAUGCAGACCCAUCACCAGCGAACCGACAAUACACCGCCUGCCAUGUUGCUCGAGGUAUCGUCGAUGGUCGUGGUAACUCGUCGUCGGUAGUCGAGUCUUCGGAACAUAUUAUAGAAAUUGUGAUACCUUCGUCAUCAACGACGACGACGACGGCGACGGCGGCGGCGCACGUUACUGCAGGCGGCAGUGGCAGUAAUUGCGACACUGGCGGCGCCGCAAAAGCGUCUCCCUCUUCGUUGUACGAGUGCCGCGUACACGUUGUUAAAGACGACAACGACGACGACGAUGUUAGCAGCCUUACAACUGUUGCGGUAACCAAAGCGCCAACUGCCAACACCAACGAUGCCGAAACCAAUGUCGUAGCGCCAGCGCCAGCGCCAGCGCCAGUUCCAGACUACGACGACGUCGCCGUCAAACCAAAGAUAAUACUACACUUGCCACCGUCGAAGAAGACUCUUACGACGAUGCGCCAGCGUCGUCGACUGGGCCGCCUCUCAAAUUCUGAAGAAACGCGCGACCGCGACCGCGACCGCAACUGCGACUGCGACAGCAACCCGGACACGGAUGGAGGCGCUACCGUCGUAAAUUCGCCGUUGCAACGUUUGUCCAGAGACGAGCUUAUGUCACUUUUACAACUUUCCGAAAAAGAGUUGAAAGAAAAUUUACUAAAAGCUUGGCACGCCAAAGAACCCACGUGACGCGAUCACGCCAAUGCCGACGCCGUCACCGCACUCUGCCAUACGUAGACGUACGACUACGAGUACACCUAUCGAUAAUUGGUGGAUUACGCUGAAAUCACGGCGGCGCCUUUUCACUCUCAGGUCGUACGAGCACAAUACCUAGUCGACGAUAGCCAGAGCCGGAGCCGGAACCAGAACCAGAAGCAGAAGCAGAACGCUUGAUCGCAGUUGAUUGACGAGCAGUUACACUUACGAGUAUGUGGUGCCUGCAACCUGCAGGUGACAUUGGCGAAUUGUGUGCGGCGCGGUAGAAUGGCAGAACGGCAGAACGGCAGAACGGCACAGUGCACACCUCAUAAGCGCCGACCAUUGUUGUAAAAAUAUGCCGGUAGAAAUAGGCGCGGCGCCGCUCACACCCUGUUGUCCACAAUUGUAUGUACACAUACACAUACACAUACUGUACUCGUAUUUGUGUGCUACGAAUAAAGUACAAGUAGGACCUGCCAUGCCGCCCUGUCCCCCGGCGACCGCGACCGUGUCCUACACGCAGCUCACUUUCAUAUAAGUAGGUACGUAUAGGUAUAGGCUUAGGUACAUAACGAUAGCGCAAACUAAGUGGUGGCUAGCUUACCCUACAUACACGUACGUAUAGGGACGUAUGUACACACGUACCCGCUCCUACAUUGGACAGCAGACAAUUUGCAAUCAACGCGCCCAUCGCGUCGGCCGAAAACAGCUAGGUAGGUAUCUGCUGCGGGCUACGUAGGUACUUCUACUUACUCGUACCUCUACCUACGUACUGUAAGCAUUUGAAUAUCUACAAUAGGUUUUUUGGCCUUGGCCUUGGCUUUGGCUUCGGUUACGACCCGACGCGACGCGACGCGACGUGUCAAAAGUGAUCCACGCCAUCGCCACUAAGUAUUUUCACACUCUGCCUCUCUGAUCUGCAACAUAAUGUUGUAAGAGUAGACUCGCGAUUUCAAAAAAGUCGAUCGCGAUCGUAUGGCUACCUCUACCUGUGUAGGUAGGUAAGUUGAUGGGUAGGUAGUUAGGUAGGUAGGUAUAACGUCACCUCACGUCACGUCACGUCACGUCACGUCGGAUAAGUCGUAUUUUUUAUUCGAACAGAUGCUCGGCAUCGUCUUCGACAUUUUACGAACAAAUGUCAAGCAGAAUAGUCACCUUUAGCUAACACGUCUUACUUAGUUAGGUAGGUAGGUACAUCUUACGUAGAUAAGCCUAAUUGAAAUAUGGGUAAAUUGAAAAGAUGAUUUCGUUUAAAAUUUCAGCUCCAUCCAUCCGUCCAUCCAUCCAACCAACCAACCAACCAACCAACCAACGUAGGUCUAGGUAUCGUACGUGGUUUGUACUCGUAAUUGCGUGCACGGUGCAUGUGUACUGUGUAGUGCGAGUGUGUACUGUGUAGGCUUACGUUGGUACGAGUAUAGCUCUAGCUAUUUCAUACCAACUCGCGAGUGCGCUGAAAUAUAGAAGGGCUCAGUUCCAAAUCGGCCCAAGUCCAUUUUUUCCGUUUCGAGAAAAACGCAAAUAACUGUUUUCCUCGCCCUUCCGCUUCAAUAAUACAUAUAUGAUGUGAUUAUAUGGUUGUGAAGCUUGAUCUUUCUGCUUUAAAGUACCCUAUUGGUAUUUUAUUAAUUUUGCGUAUUUUCAGCUCCAGAGCGCGUCAAAGAGUCAGAAAAAGUGGACUUAGGCCACUUUGGAAUUAUCUGACCUUAAAAAUUUCGAAAAAGAGCUGAUAAAAUGCGUUUUCAAAAAAAAAUUCACGAAUUAUUAAUUUAAUGCAUUUCUGAAACAAUUUCAUUCAAAGCACCUUCAAAUUUCGUCUAUUCUAAAAAAAAAAAAUGAGUAAAAAAAAUUGAAAAAAAAUAUCAAAAAUAUUGAAAUUUAUUUUGUGGUAUAGGAAUCGGUAAUAUUUGUACGUACAUACCAAUUACCAUGAUGAAUAAUACAUACGAAAACGCCUUCACUCGAAAUCGUAACGAAAUCGUUGAAAAAUUUCUAAAAAAAAACUGCGCUUGUUUACAAAUAUUCGUAAAAAAUGUAUUCGGGCCGAGCAUGCUAAUAAGGCAAGCGGGAACUCAAGCGGGAGACCACUUGAAAUUUUACAUUAUUUAAGGGAAAAAAUAAUUUCCAGGCAAAAUUUGUUUGAAAUUUACGUGUUUCAAAAAUUAAUUGAAAAAAUUAAGAUGUUUUUAUAAGAAAAAAAGUGAAAUUUCAAGCGGUCUCCCGCUUGCUUUUUGUACAAAAAUUGGCGCAUUAUGCUUCGUGCUCGGAGCUCGGUCCGAAUGAUUUAGGUCACUUUGGAAUAAUCGGAUUUUUUUUCCGAGCCGGCAAAACAGCGCUCCUGAGCGAAAAAAGUAACGCCAGGUGUUGGGACAAGGUUCUAUAGGUGUUAACCGACCUGUACCACCAGAUGGCGCUGCUAACUCAAAAAUGAAAAAAAUGGACUUAGGCCAACUUGGAAGAACAACUGAGCCCUUUAUAUUAUGUACCUACCUCUAAAAAAGCUUCAACUUACUCGUAUGUUCGAUAUUUCGCUUUCGCUUACGCGGUCGCUGUGACGUUGGAUUGGACUGAUAUUGAUAUACAUAACAUUCCUUCAUCACUAACUACAUACUUAUCCGCGAGUAUUUCAGUUUUCACAUCAUCAAUCUGUAUUUUUAACAACGGAACAGCUUUCUUUGUGGUAUGGUAUAGUCGUGUACCCCGAAAAUAGUAGUUUGUUCAACUAGGGAGUAAAAGUGAUUUUCGACGACUUUCGAGGUUUAUCGCCUGAAGUAAUAAAAUUCAAAAUCGUCGAAAAUCACUCUUACUCGCUGGUUGAAUGAAGGGCUAAUGGUGAAAGUCGCCUUAGUCGGAAGUGAUUUUUUUACAAAUCGAUGAAAACUUUGUUGUCCUAGGUACUCCAAUGGUAGGUAAUGUAAAAACUUUAUGGUCGCGCGAGUAUUUAAAAAACAUCUUCAACUAUCCCAGAAUGCGUUACAAUACUCGUGUUUCACUUUAAAAUUGAUGAAAUAUGAAAAAAAAAAGUUUAUUGUGCGAACAAAAAAAUGACUAAGGCGGUUUCCACCAUUGGCCCUUCCUAUAUAAGUAUGUAAUUAUUUUUCGUUUUGAGGAAGAAAAACGUCAGUAUUCGCGGAUUCACGCAAUGUGGCUGACAUCUGGCGGAUUUUCGCAUAUAAAUUCUGAAAAGGGGAUACUGUGCAAAAUUGUGAUAAAUAAGACAUUUUUAUAUCGAGACCCAAAUUUGCAACUAUACAUACGUAAAUGAUUCGAAUUCUUUGCGCAAUUGAAAAAAUUUAUGGUGCCAGAACUCAUUCGCAAACGUAUUGUAAACGAAAAUGAGAAAAUAGUUCAUCAGCAAAAAGAGUCGUUUAUGUCUUUGAGUGAAGAAAAAAAUUGCUGGCCACUAAAUUAUUAAUUUUUGCAUCGUGAAUUGUAAUCUGAUUGGUCAAUAGUCUCCAGUAUCCCCUUUUCAGACUGAAUUCGCGAAUUUACUCGCAAAAAUCAGAAGCUGGAGCAAAAGUAGCGCUUUUUCUCCCUAAAUAACGAAAAAGUUGUUUGCCAAACGUUUCGGCUGAUCACAGUGAAAGAUGGACGAUAAUGAUAGCACCUGAUUGGUUGUUGGGCUGACGUGUGGUGUGGUGGGGUGAGGUGAGGUGAGGUGAGGUGAGGUGAGGUGAGGUGAGGUGAGGUGAGGUGAGGUGAGGUGAUAACAUUCCACCAAUUACACGUACAAAUAUGCGUUUACGUUAUUUAGGGAGAAAAAGUGCUACUUUUGCUCCCCCUUCUGAUUUUUGCAAGUAAAUACUGGCGUUCUUCUCCCUCGUAACGAAAUAGUAGAUAUAUUACAACACAGUAGACGGAAGUGAAUGAUUUCUUGUCGAGUGCGUGGGCGAGUGAAAACUUUUCCUACUGUGAUUGAAAAAGUGACGGAAAAGAAUUUUCAUUGACUAAUAUGAGAUGGAAAGAGAAAUUUUUUCAAUCGCAGUAGGAAAAAGUGUAUUUUCGCGGUGGUUAAACGGGGGUAAAAUGCUACAUUUUCAUUUUCGUAGCAUGUAUAACGAAAAAUAUAUUAAGUAUUCAACCAGUGAUUAAGAGUGAUUUUCGACGAUUUUGAAUUAUUUAAGGCAGUAAAUCUCCAAAUUCGUCGAAAAUCACUUUUACCCCCUAUAGGAUAAACUACUAGAUAUUAUUUCACGUUAUCAACCUAGGUUUUUAAUUAUAAAAAAAUUUUCACGCGUUUACCUACUCGACGUUUUUGCACGUUCACGUAUUCUACCUACCCACCUACCCACUAACAAUCUAUCUUUCUAUCUAUCUAUCUACUUACCUACCUGCCUACCUACCUACCUAUCUAUCUAUCUGUCUAUCUAUCUAUGUAUGUAUGUAUGUAUCUAUCAUCUAUUUAUCUAUUUAUCUAUCUACACCAGUUAUUGUUACUUUUACUACUACCUAUCGUUAAUACUGUUAUUACGAAUUCGUUUCUUGUUAUUUUAAAUUUCGCUCAUACUAUUUGUACGUAUUGUAUGUAUUAUUCGCAAUUAUUGCGUCGUAAUUGUUGACUUUUUUGUCUUGUUUAUUUUUCUUUUCUUCUCCUUUUUUUCAUACCACGAGUACCUUUGCGUCUACUUAUAUACAUAUACCUACGUACUUUUGCGUAUUUUUUGUACGUAGUUCCUCUACCUACCCACCUAAUUAUCUAACUCAACCACUCGCGUUAAUUUUGUCUGUUACCUACCUACCUACCUACCUACCUACCCAGUACCUACAUUGCGCUUACUGGUGACGGUGGUGGCCAAAACUAACAUGAAAAAAAUAAUUACAACAGCAUUCGAGUUGAGCGGUGGGUGAAUUUUUCGUUCUGUACCUACACCUACUAACUACUUAUUUUUGUACUAACAUAAGUAAAGUAUAGCCUUUCUACUUACGCGUAGACCGUAGUUAGAUACUCGUCGUGCAGCUGCAGACAGUUACGAUGUGAUCUGAUUGCAAGUUCCAGUUACCAGUACCUACCGCGAAUCUAUAGGUACGAGUAUAUAGGUACCUUAGGUAAUUGUAUCGUACAUACUCGUAUGUCGUAUGUGUAUGCUGUAUGCGCUAGUACUGAUUCUCGUACGGUUGGUCCGAUGAAUUAAGGUGGGUACUAGAUACUAGGCAGUAGGCGCUACGCGCUAGGCACCUACUACCUACCACUUAUUUUUAAAUUCCGUAUUACCGCAUAUACACGUACAAGACGUAAUCCUUCGCAUAUGAACAGGUAGAGGUACAUAUCUACCUAUUACCUACCUAGUUUUGUUGUUUGCAGAAUACAAAACAGCUAUAACGGUGCGGCAGGUACCUACCUACUUACUUACUUACAAGACAAGCACUCGAGAUUUCCACCUGCGAAUUGAACGCUGAACGCGGAUCGCAAAACGCGACCCUCUCCCCCCACUCAAACACCGAAAUUUCGGUUGCACAAAUUCAUUACAUACCUAGUGUAGGCAAUUCCUAUUACCUGGUACGGUACGUAUGUACGUAUGUAUUUACCUAUACCUAUAUUAGAUUUUCGGCGAAUUUCAAAAAAAUACAUAGGUAUAAAAAUACCGCUUUGAAAAAAACAAAAAACGAAACAAAACAAGUAGGAAAAUGUAAGCCUAACAACGAGUAGGUAAUUACGGUAUUGAUUUAAGUAGAAAAAGCGAAGACGAAAAUUACGUAGCUAAUGUAUUACCUACUCGUAUUAGCAGUUAGCACCGACGCGACGCGACCGAGGGAAAUGCACUGAAAUGCAAAUAAACUCGCUGAACAGUGAACAGCCACGACCACCGAACCGAGUUGCACUUGCCCACUCGCCGCUCGCCGUUUACCUGUAGCUCAAAGUGGGUUCGGGGUCGGGGUUGCGAGCCGCGAGCCGCCACCGCAAUCCUAGCCACUUCUUUAUAGCUACCAUAUCCUAAGUACUACUACUUACUCGCAUUAUUUCCUCUUCCUUACUUACCUCCGUAUAUACUUACUUACUUACUUACUUACUUACUUACUUACUUACGUAGUUACCUAUGUCGGCUACGUCUAGGUAGGUACCUAUUUCGUUUCAAUUUACUUUUUUACGUAGAUACGUAGCUGAUAUGUGCAUUUACUUCACGUUGAGUAAACAUACGUUAGAUAGGUACAAUUACGCUUGACUAAACAGUUAAACACGUAUACAGAUACUCGUACACACAGUACACGCAUGUACAGUGUACACUACACCGUAUCAGCAGUACCAUUACCGUAUUAUACGUAUACAUACGAGUAUAAGUACAGUAGGUACGUAUAGGUGUAUAAAUUGUGUAAGUUGGAAAAAAUACCUACAUUUUUCGUUACACCCUAAGCAAUUUGUUGUCCAUGUCGUCGUUGUCGUUAUUAGAGCUAUACCAUAGUAUGUCUUUAUAGGAAAUCAUUUAUUAUACAACUUCCUAUCUGUAUACCUACCUGUAUUUUGUAUGUAUUUUUACUGUUACCAAUCCGCACACCUACCUACUUACCUGCGAGAGUAUUUGUAGGUAUGUAGCUAAGUAUACCGUACAACGAAUAAGAUUAAUACAUACAACGCGUUGAUUACGUAGAAUAUUUUUAUUUAUACAUUUUUUUAUUCCCUACCUAUAUUUAUGACCGACCGACCUACCUAUUAAUAUUAUUGUAUUUUUUGGGUCGGGUUUUGUUUUGUUUUAUUUUGUUUUCGUUUGUUUGUUUGUUUAUUUGUAUGUUUUUUGAUAAGCGUCGCGUCGACGCCUGUCGUUAGACGUUCAUUACUCCACCACACAUCUACGUAUAUUGUAUUAUUGUACUUGUACUAUUGUUACGCCUUGUUAACUUAUUAAUAAAGUUUAUUAUUGUUAGAUUUUUAAA
Molecule: messenger RNA, 15320 nt
Organism: Planococcus citri (citrus mealybug)
Lineage: Eukaryota; Metazoa; Arthropoda; Insecta; Hemiptera; Pseudococcidae
Exons: 21
Coding region: 1494-8444 (2316 amino acids)
Biological process (GO): monoatomic ion transport
Cellular component (GO): plasma membrane
Molecular function (GO): ligand-gated monoatomic ion channel activity; signaling receptor activity
Source: RefSeq, a predicted model, not a curated record